GCCCCCAAAUAAACCCUCCAACGUUUGCUCGAUUGAACACCCAGCACCCAGCAAUGACUAUCCCGAGAGAUAUAGUAUCCCCACCCAAAACUGCGGUACCCAGUAGUCCCUCGCCGAGUUCCUUCUUUAAUGCUGGGACAAGUCCCUCUUAUGGAACCAGCUAUUUCCCACCCGCUCCCGAAAAGCAGCUCAAACCUUUCAAUACUGGCGACAUCAAGAUACUUUUAUUAGAAGACAUCAAUCGCACUGCACGUGAAUUACUACAGAAGGAAGGAUAUCAGGUGGAAUUUCAUACCUCCUCUCUCCAAGAUAUCGACUUGAUUGAAAAGAUUCGGUAGGCAUCCACGCUCCCCUACAUUACUGCUGGACGCUGCCCUUCUCAUUAACCUGGAUUUGCUAAAUGUGCCAUCAAUAUUUCCUAAACAGCGAUGUCCACGUUAUUGGAAUCCGCUCCAAAACCAAACUCACUGCUUCAGUGCUCGAUCACGCGGAAAACCUUUUGGCAAUUGGAUGCUUUUGCAUUGGGACAGACCAGGUUGACCUAGAAUAUGCAGCCAAGCGUGGCGUUACCGUCUUCAAUAGCCCUUUCAGCAAUUCUCGUUCGGUCGCUGAGCUAGUGAUUGCCGAGGUUAUCAUGCUGGCUCGCAGAAUUGGCGAUAAAUCUAUGGAAAUGCACUCUGGCACUUGGCAGAAGGGUUCCGCUCGUUGUCGCGAGAUUCGUGGAAAAGUUUUAGGAAUCAUUGGCUAUGGUCACAUCGGAUCUCAAUUAUCCGUUUUGGCUGAGUCGGUGGGGAUGAGUGUCCUCUUCUAUGAUGUUGUUCCUUUGAUGGCAAUUGGCAAGGCAAGGCAAGUCAAAAGUUUGUCCGAACUGCUGGUCUCGUCAGAUUUUGUCACCCUCCAUGUCCCUGAAACACACGAGACUCGCGAUCUUAUCGGCCGCACGGAGUUAAUGGCGAUGAAAGAAGGAAGUUAUCUGAUCAAUGCUUCCCGUGGACGUGUAGUUGAUCUCCAGGCUUUAUGGUACGAGCCUCCUCUUAUUAUAGACCAACCCGUCCUAUCCGACGUGUUAAUUGCUAAUCUGUGUUUGGAAAAUAUAUAUAUGUGUAGCGAAGCCAUGCGUUCCGGCCACUUGGCUGGUGCUGCUCUUGACGUAUUCCCUCGCGAACCCUCUGCCGAUGGCCCCUACUUUAAUAAGGACCUUGCUCGUUGGGCGACGGAAAUUAGAAAUCUCCCCAACAUUAUCCUUACACCUCAUAUUGGUGGAUCGACGGAGGAAGCUCAGGAAGCUAUCGGCGCUGAGGUUGGUGAAGCACUACUCGGAUAUAUUAAUUUCGGCUGCACUAUUGGGGCCGCCAAUAUGCCUGAAGUGGCUCUCAGGAGCAUAACUGUGGCCGAAGAGAGUCACCUCCGCGUUAUAUUCAUCCACCAGAACCGCCCAGGUGUCCUGAGGCAGGUCAACGAUAUUCUCGGAGAUCAUAACGUAGAUAAGCAAAUGUCUGAUAGUCGUGGUGAUGUGAGUAUACGUGCUCAGGAGCCCCUCUUGGCCAGAUUGGCAUGCAGUCGCUAACGAGUAAUAUGUUUGGGCCCAAUAGAUCGCGUAUAUGAUGGCCGAUAUUAGCAAAGUCGAUUCCGCAGAGGCGCAAGCAUUGUACACCAAACUGGAGGUCCUAAGUUGUGAGAUUCCGAAAUUUUUGCCACCGCUCAGGCUAUCCCCAAGGUCAACGCGCUAACCCGUAUGGUGAUUGCAGCUAAAAUCAUGACCAGAAUGCUGUACUAAGAGGCCUCUGAGAGCAGUCGGACCUGGGGAGAC
Molecule: messenger RNA, 1810 nt
Organism: Tuber aestivum (summer truffle)
Lineage: Eukaryota; Fungi; Ascomycota; Pezizomycetes; Pezizales; Tuberaceae
Source: the annotation of a GenBank genome assembly